Messenger RNA from Ostrea edulis (European flat oyster), 9907 nucleotides. Its product is annotated as unconventional myosin-XV-like. Gene Ontology annotation, molecular function: protein binding; ATP binding; cytoskeletal motor activity. The transcript has 62 exons. The record is from RefSeq and is a predicted model, not a curated record. The coding region runs from base 549 to 8741 and encodes 2730 amino acids. Gene Ontology annotation, cellular component: cytoskeleton; myosin complex. NCBI's taxonomy places the organism in Eukaryota, Metazoa, Mollusca, Bivalvia, Ostreida, Ostreidae.
AAAUGAAUUCCUCUGAAUUAGUAGUGUGGCAGUGAAGAAACCGGUAGCCGGUUCUGCUAGAAGCUAGCUGUCAAAAUUCCAAGUAUGUCACCAUUUUACUGAAAGUACACACAGUUUAUCAACUAUCUGUUGUCAAAUUCUUCAAUUGUUCAUCAGAGAUUGGAAAAAAUCGGCACAGGUGGACCGGAGAGCUGAAGUUUAUUGUUGAAUUAAUUGUGUGUAUGAGAAGGGUGUGCUAGCCCAUGGAGAAAUGUCAUUGAUUGGGCUAUUGAAGUUAUUGCUGUAAACUGAAGGUGUUUUUAUAAAUAGACUGUUGAAACAGGAUACCGAUACCUGUCUAUUUGAUCAACUCACGGUGGGGCUCUGCCACAACUUGUGUUUUCUAAAGGUUUUUCUGGGAUUUAUUGGAGAUAUUGGUUAUUGAUUUGCAUUAAGGGUUGAUCUCAGAAAUGUGACACACAAGUGGAACAGAAGUGAAAAGAAAGCAACAUGAUCAUUCAUAACAUUGAAGAAUUGCAAUGAGUUGUAAGUGAGAGACAAAGAUCAACAUGGAUGAUCCGGAAAACAGAGAGGGGGAUCAUGGGGUGGAGGACAUGAUCAAUCUGAGUGUUCUGGAUGAGAGUGUCAUUCUGAGAAACAUAAGGAUCAGAUAUGAGAGAGAACUCAUCUAUACCUUCACUGGAAGUAUCCUGGUGUCUGUCAAUCCAUACAAAAUGUUCAACAUCUAUGGACUGGACAUGGUCAAAAAAUACGAGGGCCGGGCACUGGGGUCCAUGCCUCCACAUCUUUUUGCCAUUGGAAGUGCUUCCUAUGGAAAGAUGAUGAAAGAUACAGAAAAUCAAGUUUUAGUUAUCAGUGGGGAGUCUGGAGCAGGUAAAACAGAAGCCACUAAGUUGAUCAUGCAGUAUCUAGCAGCAGUCAACAAGUCAGGGAACAAUCUCAUCACAGAGCAGAUUCUAGAAGCCAACCCUCUUCUGGAGUCCUUUGGUAAUGCCAAAACUAUCAGGAAUGACAACUCCAGUCGAUUUGGGAAAUACAUUGAAGUUUUCUUUAAGAAUGGGUCAAUUGUGGGAGCUCGAACUUUGGAAUAUCUUUUGGAGAAGUCACGGAUGGUUACUCAGGCUCAGGAUGAAAGAAAUUACCAUGUGUUCUAUGAGAUGCUGGAAGGAAUGUCUACAGAGCAAAAAAGCAAAUUAGGUCUACAAAAUGCUGGAAAAUAUUUCUAUCUCAAUCAGGGUGGAAAUUGUAAAAUCUCGGGUCGAGAUGAUGGUGAAAAUUUUCGAGCACUGUCUGCUGCCUUGGACAUUCUUAGCUUUGAGAGAAGUGAACAGGACACUAUAUUCAAGAUCCUGUCCUCUGUUCUUCACAUCGGAAAUAUCUACUUCAAGAAAAUUCAUGAUGAAGCAACCCAUGAUACAGUAGUACUAGGCAGUGAUGCAGAGAUAAAGUGGAUAUCGCAUCUCCUACAGUUGUCAGAGGACUGGUUGAAGCAGGCUCUCACCACCAAAGUCACGGAAACAAGAGGGGACCGUGUGCUGACUCCAUACAAUAUCGAUCAAGCUCUGGAUUCAAGGGAUGCAAUAGCCAAAGCUCUGUACAGUCGCCUCUUUACCUGGCUUGUGGAGAGAAUUAACAAUAUCAUCUGUAGAGCAGAGAGGGACAGCAACACUUCUCUGGCUGUUCUGGACAUCUUUGGAUUUGAGGAUUUUCAUACCAACAGUUUUGAGCAGCUGUGUAUUAACUAUGCCAAUGAAACUAUGCAGUUUUUCUUCAAUCAACACAUCUUCCGACUGGAACAGAAAGAGUAUUCAAAGGAAGGCAUUGAUUGGUCAACAAUAGAAUUCCGUGACAACCAGCCUGUCAUUGACCUAUUGGCCAGUAAACCAGCAGGAAUUCUGUGUAUACUGGAUGAUGAAUGCAGCUUCCCACAGGCCACUGAUAUGUCUUUCCUGGAAAAGUGCCACUUCCAUCAUGAUAGCAAUAAACUAUAUGAGAAGCCCAGGAUGUCUGACCCAGUGUUCUAUGUGCAACAUUAUGCUGGCAGAAUUAAGUAUAAUGUUGACCAUUUCCUUGAGAAGAACAAAGACACCCUAAAAAGUGAUGUUGUAGAACUGUUGUGUGAAAGCAAGAGUAGGAUCAUUGCUCAAAUGUUCAAGGAUAUGAGAGAUCGCUUGAUCACCAAGACCCUCAGCAAGUCCACCGGUCGCUAUGUCACUCUGAAACCCCGCACACCCACAGUCUCAGCCGGCUUCACCGAGUCUCUUCUCUCUCUGAUUGACAACAUGUCCAAGUGUAACCCAUUUUUUGUUCGUUGUAUUAAGCCAAAUAAUCAUAAAGCCCCGAUGGUUUUUGAAACCAAAGUUGUAUUGGACCAGCUGAGGUACACAGGAAUGUUGGAAACAAUUCGUAUACGCAAAAUGGGAUUCCCAGUCCGCAUCAAAUUCCCAGUGUUCAUUUCUCGAUACCAUUGCUUAUUACAUGGACAAGACAUCAAUUCCAAAGAGCUGCCAAAUACUGUGUGUCAAAAGAUCAUGAACACCCAGGGUGCUGUCUACAAGGACCUCUACAGGAUAGGUGCUACCAAGGUUUUUAUGAAGGAGAGUCUGGAGCAAGUCCUAGACACAGAGGCUAAGAAAAUCCAGGAUGAGGCCAUUGUUAGAAUUCAGAAGUGUACCCGGAUGUUUCUGGCUCGGAAGAAGUUUCUCCUGGCAAAGACAUCAAUACACAACUUACAAAGAGCGAUCAGGCGGUAUUCAGCAAGGAAGAAGUUUUUGGUGGUUAGAAAUGGCAUCAUCAAAGCUCAGGCCCAGUUUCGUAUGUUCAGACAGCACAAGAAAUAUUUAAAGACGCGGGAGGAGCUUAAAAGGAAAUUGGAACAGGAGCGUCUGCUGAGGCAGAAACAGGAGGAGGAGGCCAAGAUGGAGAGAGAAAGACAGGCUCGACAGGAGCGUGAGAUUGCUUCGAUUACAAACCUGGACAUUCCUGGCGAGCUUGCGUUUGUGUACAAUAAGCUGGAUGACUGGCAGUCCAUUAACAAUGAUCGGCACAUUGUCACGGUCAAUAGGGAGGUCCUACAGAUGGACCAGCACUACAAACUUCCUGAAGACAUCAACGCUUUUGCUUUUAGUAAAUUUACCAGUGUCUUCUUCAAGGAUCCUAACUGGGGUUUUACGCUAACCCCGAUAAAGUCUCCCCUGACACAAGGUAUUACAGGAGAGGAAAUGAAUCAGAUCGCUGUGGCUGUCUUUAAACUGAUCCUGCGACUCAUGUAUGAUAGAAAUCUUAGAGAUCGCCAGGAAAAGGCCAUGGUGGAUUAUAUUAUUCAAAUGGGUCUACAACAUGAAGGCUUAAGGGAUGAGAUUUACAGUCAAAUUGCAAACCAGUGUUGGAAUAAUCAGAACCCUGGGGUCCUGGAGAGAGCUUGGAACUUAAUGGCAGCCUGCCUCAGUGCUUUUCCUCCCAGCAAACGAUUAUGCAAAUAUCUUAUCAAGUUUGUGUCAGAUAUUGGUCUGGAGGGGCACCAGCAACUGUGUCAGCACAAGGCUCUACAGUGCGCUAACAUAGAGCCCCAGUUCUCCCGCAUCUACCCUCCAUGUUUGUUAGAGUGGCGAGCAAUACAGCAGAAGGCCAACAUGGCACUGGAAGCGAAGUUCCCAGACGGUCACAAAAUGAUUGGUCAUGUGGAAUCAUGGACAAAUGCUGAAUUGUUUGCUAGACACCUGCUGAAUAUUAGAGGUCUACAGGAGAACAGCUAUGGCUGGACAGUGCAGGUGGAGGAGGAGGUGGAUUACUAUGAGAUUAUGGGGUAUGACUACGUCCUGGAUCUUGUGAGUGAGAUGGAAAUCCCCCCAGGAUUCCCCUACUGUAGGUCAUAUUACCUCGCUUCAUCUGACAGGACUAGGGAACCUCCUGCGAUGAGGAGAGGUCUCUACAAAAACUCCCCACAUAGCGUGGAUGAUGAGAGAUACAUGAAACUAGCAGGGUCCCUACCCCAGCCUCUGGAAGUCAAACACUCCCGCAUUGAAUCCCGAUCAUUUACACCGAGGAAAAACUAUGUGGAGGAAAAUGAUGAUGGAAUUGAGUUUUCUAUGACUAGUGUUUUAAAUCAAAGACCAACAGAGUUAAUGAUGGACAGUUUAUCAGGAUCUAAAUUAAACAUGAGAUACAAUAAACGUAAAGCACCCAGUCCUCCUACCACGAACGGCCAUGGUGUCGGUAAUGGAAUAUCUAAUGGACAUAUUACUCCUAUUGUGGAAGAUAUGGAGGAGGUUGGGCUGGACCCAAAAUCUAAAUUAAACACAAGAUAUGUGAAUGGAGUGCACACUAAUGGAGUUGUUACCCCAAGGUCUGUGACAGACGAAGACCUCAGUCCUCAUUCUAAACUAAAUUCUCGCUAUGUGAAAUCUGGAGUCAUAAUCAAGGAACGUGAUCGUAUCAAACGCCAUGGAGCAGGGAUUGGGAUGUCCAGGAAACAAUACCAGGAUCGUUAUCUGGAGGGUAUUUCUGCUGCGUCGGAUAUCUCCGCAGCAACAGGCCAAUCGGACUGGUCUCACUGGGUAGAGGAUGUGUUUAACAAUGCACUCAAUGAACAUGUAGAUACUCUGAGCGAUGCUCACACACUGGAAAAUCGAUUGAAGGGAGGGGGUAAGGGCGUGCCAGGUCCUGGUGUCCAGCCUGCCCCUGUUCCUCCUGCUACUUUACCAUUGCUGAAUUUUGGAUUACCAGCCAACAACAAUGUGAUGCCUACCUCUCCACCAGUGGUUCCUGUCAAUGAUCCUCUACAAAUGGCUGCCCACCAAAUGGCCCAGCAGACUCAGCAACAGGCCCUCUACAAUGCCUAUCUGCAGCAGAUGGUAAGUGCAAACCUCCAAGUACAGGCACAAGCACAAGCUCAGAUGCAGCAGCAACGACAGCAACAGCAAAAUCUCAUGCAGUCAGCACAGCAACAAAUGCUGCAACAGCAAUUCCUACAAAUGCAACAGCAACAACAGACACCUCAAAAUCUUGUAAGUCCAGCAUCCAGCUUUAACUCUGUGGGACCAUUCCCCAUGGUGAUACCCAGGGAACAACAGCAGCAGAUCAAUGGAGGGGUGGGAAUGGCAUCUGCUGCACAACCAGUUGUUAUUAAUGCACAGGGAGGUCAGAUCAACAGUCAGCCAGGGAUGCCUAUCCCAAUUUCGUCUGUCACAACAGAAGUCAAUAGCACUGGUGCCCCUAAAAAAGUGUACAAAAUGAGAAGCCAGUUUGAGGGCCACACUGAGCACAAGACGUUUGCUCCAGAGACAAGCACUGUACCCACACAACAAGCUCUGACUGUAAACACUGAAAACUCAGAGAGGAAGGAAUCUAAUGUGAGAAUGGUUCCUGCCCCAGCACCCCCUCCCCCACCACAGUACCAGGAUAAAGAGUUAAUGACUCCACGCAUGCAAUCAGUACCUCCUCCACCCCCACCUCCACCUCCUCCACCUGUCAUGCAAACCAUGGAGGAUACUUUUGAUAGAGAAAAGGGCAUGUUUACAUUUACUGACAAGCAGGGGCGAGCUCGAACUGUCCGCAUUGGUAAGGUUGUUUGGCCACCACCUUCAUUUGAAGAGGAGAAAAGGACCAGAGAAGUAGGUCGCCUGGAGAUUGAUGAGAAUGUUAAACAGAAUCUCCAUGAGAGAUUCAGUCCUAAGAAACAGUGGAAAAAACCAGAAUCUCCAAAGGAAGAGCUGAAGGAGCGUAAGAGCAAGUCAUUAGCAGAGUCGGUCCACCUGGCCACACUCCAGCUUCUGGAGCAGAAAUUAGGGGGAAACAAAGAAAAGGAGACUAAUGAAAACAAAGAAAUUUAUGCUACAAAAAUCGUUCAAGAUCUUGGACCACCGCCACCUGUUCCACCAAAACCAUCUGAACCAAAUAUACCAAGGAAACCAGCUCCCAAACCAAUUAAAACCGAACCAGAACCAAAAAACCUGAAAAAGACCGAGAAGGAUGAGGAGGAACAGGCAGAGCCCCCACCCUUGCCCAAGACUGCUCCUCCCCCUCUCCCACCUCCUACCCAGGCCAUGGAGACCGUGACAAUGAAGAAGAAGGAACCCCAGUUCCUAAUCAAUUACAAUGAGCUAGAGAAGGUAGUGACCCGGCUCUACCCCCAGGGCAAGCAGAAGUACCUAUCAUACCAUAAUGUGCCCUGGACACUCAACCUUAGGAAGGAGGUUUUCCACCCACGGGAGCGACUAGAGAACCCCAUGGCCCUCCAUCUGGUUUUCUGUCAGGUUGUUCAAGAUGUCUACAAUGGAGGGUGUGUCCGUAUCAACAAGGAGGACAGGAUCAAAAUGAGGGGCAUGCUGGAGAGUUAUGGAAUAAACAAAGAUAACUACCUUGGUGGCAGUUUUAAAAACCAAGUGAAAAAGAUAGUUGUUGAUACAGCCAAGGAAUGGCCAACCUAUUUUGCCAAGUUAUUCCCUGUUGCUGGUCAAGGCCAGUAUGGUGGAAUCCGUUACGUGGGAGUCAAUCACAACGGUAUCAACUUCCUGACACGAGAGCGCUCCCUGGUGGAGGAUUACUUAGAUGUCCUGGAGCAUCACCAUUUUGAAGAUGUCAUUGAUGUUGUGUUGCCAACAAGAGACACCAUACAGAUUAAUCUGAAGAAUAAAUCUGUGGUUCUCUUCACCAACAGGGCCUCACAGCUUAAGGAAAUGAUUGAUCUGUAUCUCCAGGAGUCAGAUAAGGGGAACAAGUAUGCAAUGGCUGUUAAGGACUACAUAACGAGGGAAUCCACACUACUGAGCUUCAGAAGAAAUGAGAUCAUCAAACUUUUGGAUCCAGAAAUGGCUUUAGAAGAGGGCUGGCUAUAUGGAUCAUUGAAUGGAAUGCUGGGAUACUUUCCUGCUGAGUAUGUGCGACCUCUUGCCCGACAUGAAGUUGAGAGGUCAGGGGGGAUGAAGGCCCAGUUAACAGAACACACCAUUCAGAGGAUGAUCAGACCUCCGAGCAGGGAUGGUUAUGCUGACAACAGAAGUGAGACUAGCCAAGGCACCGCAGUUCAAGAUGGCAAAUUCUCCAUGAUGGAAUUCGCCUUGCUGCAUUUCAGAGAGUCUGUUCAAAAGCCUCAAAUUCCGAGCAUACCUAGCAGUGUGACCGGGUAUGUGAUGAUGAGGAAGGAAGAUGGUUCAAUACGAGGCACCAUUAAAAUGAUCGAAAGCCUCAAACUGCGUAGCAUGGACCACGAUAAACUCAAGAGAGGUGAAGGUAAUGCAGACUGGACCUGGAGAGAGCAGGCUGAAUUGGUCAAGUGGACUCGGUCCCCGAUACAGGCCUCUUUACUGAAACUACAGCAAGUAGAGUUGAACAAGUUAGCUUUGGAGUGUUUCUUAUGUAUAAUGAAGUUUAUGGGAGACUAUCCAAUGGGAUCAAGCCAGAAUGAAGUAGAUUGUGCUCUCAAACUUCUCAAAACUUGCCACAAAUAUCCAGAGUUAAGAGAUGAAGUUUACUGCCAGAUGUGCAAACAGACAACCAGUAACAGAAGCAUGAAGCCGAAGAGUUGCAUUAUGGGAUGGCGAUUGUUUGCCAUUGUGGCAUGUUAUUGUGAUUGCACGGAGGCUCUGAGACCAUACCUGUUUAAAUACCUGGAAAAUACAGCUUCAGACCCCACAAGAACCUAUAGUGGGGCAGCAUCUAUCUGUCUGCAAAAUCUUAGAAAAACAUUCAAAUAUGGAGGACGCAAAAAUGUUCCACUUCAGGAGGAAGUCCAAGCCCUGGCUAAUGGCAGAAUAUCAAAAAGAUUUCCAUUCAUAUAUAGUGGUUGUGAAAAGGAAGGAAUGGUUCAGAUCAAGCCAUGCACGGUUGUCAGAGAUGCUGUAGAAGAAAUUUGUGUUAGGUUGAAUAUCAACGACAGUGUUGAAAUGGAGGAAUAUACUCUUUUCUUAAGAACAAAAGAUGAUAUGAUGGGCACCCCGGUGUUUAGUCGGUUGAAGCCUGAGGAGUACGUCCUAGAUGUAACAGCAGACCUGCACCGUAACAACCUCAGCUAUGACCUUGUCUUCCAGCGAACUGUGUGGUACUACCCUCUGCGGUCCACUGACAACGUCGUCUACACGGAACUAAUGUUCUUCCAGAGUCUUCCGGACUAUAUUGAAGGUCUUGUGGUGGUUCUUAAAGAUGGAUUGCUGGGUCAUCGUGAUGAGGAAGACAUUGCUGCACUGGGAGCUUUACUACACCGAGGGUACGACAGAGUGGGCAUGCCUACCAUAAAAGACUUGCCCUACCUAAUUCCAGAGACAGUCCGUAAAAUGCCAGAUUAUCAACAACAGAAGUGGCUAAACAGAAUUCAUGCCAACAUGCAGGAUGUUAUGCGUAGAAGUCCAUUAAAUUGUAAAGCUAAAUUUGUAGAUAUUCUUUCGCGCUGGCCUUUGUUUGGAUCAACAUUUUUCAGUAUAAGGAAUCCCCCAACACAGCCAGUUAUAAAAGGAGAGUGCAUUUUGGCUGUCAAUAAACACGGCAUUCACUUCCUCAGCUUAGAUACACAUGAAACAAUCCUCAAGUAUUCAUUCAGUGAAGUGUUGUCAACACGCCGUUAUCGAAGUGAUAAUGGUGACAAUUACCUGGACAUGAAGUUGGGCAAUUUAAUGGUGCAGAAAAUUGUGAGGAUUGAAACAAAUCAGGGAUCAGAUAUUUCGAAUUUGAUAGGACAAUAUAUGCAGGUGAUAAAUCGACACAAAAAGAGGCCAAACGACAAGAUGAGCCUACAACGAUAUCAUUGACUGUGAUUGAUGUCUUUUUGUGAACCGGAUAUUGUCCACUAUGUACAGAACUGUUAAAAAACAAACUUAUUAUUGGAUUCUGUGAUAUAUUUAUGUGCUUCAGCAGUACAGUGUGACUUCACAGGCUUACCCUAUCCUUGCAUCUAUAAUGGUGAACUAGACUACACUAAUACAGGACCAAUACAGUGAUUUAUCUUCAUCCAUCAGAUUCAUGUAUUCAGAGCGCUAUAUUUCAAGUCUGCACAUCAAGUAGUUAGAAAAGUCUGCAAUGGAAACCAAAUCAAAAUAUGUAUACAAGUAAUAUGUCUGGAGAUUCUUAUCUGGAUCUUAUUCUGGGUUUCCCUAUCUGUAAGGUGUAAGGAAGAAAUGCUGCUUUAUUUUGAUUCUGAUAGUUUAUGUCUUGAUAUGCAAUGUUUGUAAUGCCUGUGUAAAUAAUUGUGUUUUUCCCCCUUGUUUUGUACAGAUGUUAUGGAAGAUACAUACAAUUAUUAUAGAUCAAUUUCUGAAAUAUAACAUUCCUAAUUUUUAUUUUGUAUGAGUUUGGGGACUGAAAAAAUUGUAUCCAUCAAAGCAAAAGUGCUUCUUUAAGACAUUGCAUUGAGAGUUACUAACUUCAUGCGAUAUUGUCCAGAUGAUGGUUAUUAAGCUGUUGAAUUAAUUAGUGUGAAGCUUGAUUACAUGUAUACGUGUCCCAGAGGAGGCAUAAUAUGAUCAUAUACAUGAUAUAUUGUAGAUUAAUCCUUUAAAUCUUCUUAACACAUGAUCUUAAAGAACUCUAUUUAUGUCCAAGGAAUUUCACUUUCAAGAUCUGAAACCAGAUUCAGGCAAUAUUUACCAAACUUAAAUGAUCUGAACCUAGGCUUAAAUUGUGCAUAGUUAUUUGACUAGUCACCUAGAGGAUAAACUGUAUUGGAGAUUUAUUUAUAUUUGCACUACCAGCUUAUAAACGGGGACUACAGUUUAGUGUUCAUUACCAGAUAAAAUCAAAAUCUGACAGCUUCACAUUUGUGUAUGUAGUCGUAAUGUAUGUGCAAUCACAUUUACUCUCUGUAUAAUUACAUAUCAUUUUGUAUACAAUUUACAUAUCAAAAUAUUCCUAUAUCAUAUUUCUGACAUAUAUUUUUUUUUAUAUUUUCAUGAUGAAUAAUAAACCAUAAAAUACUGAU